AUGUCUACUUCCCUCCUACAACCCCCUACCAACUCCAACCCAGAGACGGCGCUCUCUCAAUCCGCCAACGCCGAAGCCUUCUUCAAAUCGCAAAAAUCCUGGUAUCCUGCCCUCCCAUACCCACUCUCCCUCUUCUCCAACUCCGAAUCGCAAGAGAAAUGGACCACCUACGAAAACCUCUUCCUCUCCUGCCUCCGCACCGGCCAAAACGACUCCGCCCACCUCUGUCUAGAAGAACUCACGACCCGCUUCGGCCUCACAAACGAGCGCGUAGCAGCCCUACGAGGACUCUGGGCCGAAGCAACAGCCACGAAUCCACAAGAACUCGAAGAUGUCAUGGCGCAUUAUGAAGAGAUUCUGAAAGAAGAUCCCGCAUGUUUCGCCAUCAGGAAGAGGAGGGCUGCACUUCUCAAAUCCAUGGGCAAGACGAGUGAGGCGAUUGCCGCGUUGGUGAAUCUCGUCGAUACCAAUCCCACGGAUGCGGAGGCAUGGAGUGAAUUAGCUGAGAUGUAUGUGCAACAAGGCAUGUGGGAGCGAGGGAAAUUCUGCUUGGAAGAAGUGUUGCUUCUUGCACCGAAUGCGUGGAAUCUGCAUGCGAGGAUGGGGGAGGUGACGUUUUUGAGCGCGAGCGGGCUGCAAGCGGGAAGUGGAGAGCAGCUGAAGGUAUUGAGUGAGGCAAUGAGGAGGUUCUGCAGAGCCGUUGAGUUGUGUGACGAUUAUUUGAGAGGGUACUAUGGGUUGAAAGUGAGCACGACACGAUUGCUCGAAGUGCUGGCGACAACGAAGAAGGGCCAAUUGACGACCUCGGAUUCUCAGGCUGGCGAUCUUGCUCCGCCGAGCAUUGAGACUGUGAAGAAGCUGAACGAGUUGGCGACUGCAAAGCUUGCUGAGAUUGUGCGGAGAAGCAAAUCAGGGGAGAAGGGUUGGGAUGGAUAUAAUGCAGCUGAGAUUGCUGCCGCAAGAGCACUAUUAGACAAAGACGUGCAGAAGAUUGCCAGAUGAUGGGAUCUGCGAGCAUGAGUGCAGGAUAUAGACCAAGAUACCCCAUUGCAAUGACUAUAAUGUAAUG
Messenger RNA from Sphaerulina musiva SO2202, 1069 nucleotides. RefSeq names its product protein prenylyltransferase. Gene Ontology annotation, molecular function: protein binding. The transcript is spliced from 2 exons. NCBI's taxonomy places the organism in Eukaryota, Fungi, Ascomycota, Dothideomycetes, Mycosphaerellales, Mycosphaerellaceae. The record is from RefSeq and is a predicted model, not a curated record. Gene Ontology annotation, biological process: protein folding in endoplasmic reticulum. Gene Ontology annotation, cellular component: EMC complex. The coding region runs from base 1 to 1002 and encodes 333 amino acids.